Gekko japonicus is the source of this 501-nucleotide messenger RNA. RefSeq names its product protein kinase C theta type-like. The record is from RefSeq and is a predicted model, not a curated record. Gene Ontology annotation, biological process: peptidyl-serine phosphorylation; intracellular signal transduction. The annotation marks the transcript as partial. Gene Ontology annotation, molecular function: ATP binding; protein serine/threonine kinase activity. The transcript has 4 exons. Lineage: Eukaryota; Metazoa; Chordata; Lepidosauria; Squamata; Gekkonidae.
GAAAACCUCUUCUUUGUAAUGGAAUACCUCAACGGGGGAGACCUGAUGUUUCAUAUUCAAAUCUGCCACAAGUUCGACAUGGGCAGGGCGAGCUCUUUUGGUCUGUCGCUCACGGUUCUGCGCCUGACGCGACCUAUCCAGAGAAAGGGCCUCACCCACUUCUAUCUUUGCAGAGACCUGAAGCUGGACAAUGUUCUGUUAGACAAGGACGGCCACAUCAAGAUCGCCGACUUCGGGAUGUGCAAAGAGAACAUGUUCGGGGAUGACAAGACAAGCACCUUCUGCGGGACCCCCGACUAUAUUGCGCCAGAGAUCCUCCUGGGACAGAAAUACAACGUGUCUGUAGACUGGUGGUCCUUCGGCGUCCUCUUAUAUGAAAUGUUGAUUGGCCAGUCUCCAUUCCACGGCCAGGACGAAGAGGAGCUCUUCCAGUCGAUCCGCAUGGACAACCCCUUCUACCCACGCUGGCUCGACACAAACGCGAGAGACCUUUUAGUGAAG